AUGGACAUACCAGGCUUGAAUGCGUUUGGUCCUAAGAGUCCUAGUCAGAGAGAUGGGAAGAUAUACUUUAACGUCAAGGAGUUGAUGAAGGAGGCGCUGGUGGCUGACGCCAUCUCUGCUUCAAACUGGGCGCUGCCCAACCCUCGCUCUGAGCAGGAAGUUACUCUUCACUCUUAUUUAACUACUAUUUCGCUUCCAUUGCCUAUUGAUGUCAGUGAUGUUUUUGAAUGGAGAGCUGCUGAUUUCCCUUUGAAUGAAUUUAAUUCUAGGGCCACAUGGGAGGUGCUGAGACCUAGACAGCCGAUACAGGACUGGCAUGAUGUAGUCUGGUUCAAAGGAGCCCUACCGAAGCAUGCUUUCACGAUGUGGGUCGCCAACUAUGAUCGUUUGCCAACAAGGGCUAGGCUAGCCUCCUGGAAUCUGUUGGUGCCUGCAACUUGUCCACUCUGUGCCUCUCAUGCCGAAACGCGCGACCACCUCUUUCUCUCCUGCCGUUAUGCCAACGACAUCUGGUCCUAUGUGUUUGCAAGAUGUAAUCCUCCCCCACGGAGGUUUACAGAAUGGAGUGAACUCUUAUCCUGGAUCCGAGCAACUCACUCAAGGAGACUGCAACUGCUCAGGAAGCUGGCUUCUCAGGCUGUGAUAUUCCAUAUUUGGAAACAGCGUAACAACUUGAUUCACAACAAUGACGCCUUGCCAGCUUCAACUGUUUUCAGGUCUAUUGAUAAGGAAAUGAAAAACAUUAUUUCUUCAAGGAGAUCUCAGAAAGUUUUUAGUUCACUUAUGGAUAAGGAUGCGUUGAUGGAUAUGCUGACAUUCUUGACUGUGGAGGAGGCGAUAAAGAAGAGAGUUGAGAUAAAAACCAGAACGUACGGGCAAGAAGUGAAAGUGGGGAGGAUGGAGGAGAAAGAAGAAGAAGAAGAAUCUCAAGUUUACAAAAUCAGCCCAAUCUUGGUGGGGCAUUUGUAUGGAGAUUGGAUCAUGCCCUUGACUAAAGAAGUUCAAGUGGAGUAUUUGCUUAGAAGACUAGACUGA
Molecule: messenger RNA, 1035 nt
Organism: Raphanus sativus (radish)
Lineage: Eukaryota; Viridiplantae; Streptophyta; Magnoliopsida; Brassicales; Brassicaceae
Exons: 3
Coding region: 1-1035 (344 amino acids)
Biological process (GO): chorismate metabolic process; aromatic amino acid biosynthetic process
Cellular component (GO): cytoplasm
Molecular function (GO): chorismate mutase activity
Source: RefSeq, a predicted model, not a curated record